Messenger RNA from Benincasa hispida (wax gourd), 2636 nucleotides. Its product is annotated as P-loop containing nucleoside triphosphate hydrolases superfamily protein. The record is from RefSeq and is a predicted model, not a curated record. Gene Ontology annotation, cellular component: cytosol. Gene Ontology annotation, molecular function: GTP binding; GTPase activity. Lineage: Eukaryota; Viridiplantae; Streptophyta; Magnoliopsida; Cucurbitales; Cucurbitaceae.
UUCACGAUUUACAACGCGUGAAUCCCACUCUCUCAAUUCGUGAUUCUCCUCUCUCGCAAACCCUCCACGCUCAGUAGCAGCCGCCAGCCCCUCACGAAAAUCUCCCUCCCUCCCUCGUUCUGUAGCUCCAAUCGCCGCCGUCUCCACCACACGCUAGCAACAACCGCCAGACGCCCUUCGUCGCACAAGCACCGCCUUCCUCCGUUCACUCGCUGACCCUCGCGCCUCCGCUGGAAGUCCUUUCUUUUCUCUCUCUCCAGCCCGUGUUUGCUAGACCCACAGUGUUGGUGCCCCUUGGCUUCCACUAGUCAGCUCUUGCCGCCGCCGUUCGCUGCCAGUUUCCGCCGUCGGAGUCCAUCGUACCUGUACACCAUCCUUUAAGGCCGGAUUUUUGUGGCUAAGUUUCCUUUGGGGUUCGCGCCAUUUAUCAAUACCUAAGGAAAUAGAAGUGCCGGAAGAGAUAGUUGCAUUAGGCUGUGUGUUGGGAUUUGGCGAUGGGGAAGAACGACAAGAUGGGGCUAGGUCGGGCUCUUGUGAAGCAACAUAACCAAAUGAUCCAGCAAUCUAAGGAGAAGGGUAGAUUCUACAAAUCUCAGCAAAAAAAGGUUUUGGAGUCAGUCACAGAGGUCAGUGACAUUGAUGCUGUUAUCCAACAAGCAGAUGAGGCGGAGCGCCUCUUCUCCAUCGAUAACCCUGCUCCGAACUUUCUUAUCAACUUGGAUGGAAGUUCAAGCAGAAGUGAAAUGACUCCUGUGGAAAGGAGAGAGCAGCAGAAGAUAGAGGAGGCUUUGCAUGCCAGUAGUCUACGAGUUCCACGUAGGCCUCCCUGGAGUGUUAGGAUGUCUGCAGAGGAGCUUGAUGAUAAUGAGCGACAAUCUUUCUUAAUAUGGCGUCGGAGCCUUGCAAGACUUGAGGAGAAUGAAAAUCUUGUUCUUACGCCAUUUGAGAAAAACCUAGAUAUAUGGAGACAGCUUUGGCGGGUUGUUGAACGAUGUGAUUUGCUUGUGAUGGUCGUUGAUGCUCGAGACCCUUUAUUCUACCGCUGCCCUGACCUGGAGGCAUAUGCAAGAGAGGUUGAUCAUCACAAAAGGACAAUGCUUCUUGUGAACAAGGCAGAUCUGCUGCCCUACUCUGUCAGGAAGAAAUGGGCAGAAUUUUUCAGUCAGCAUGAGAUAUUAUAUCUGUUUUGGUCUGCUAAAGCUGCUUCUGCCGCUCUGGAAGGGAAAAAACUUAGCAGCCGGUGGAACACAAAUGAAUCCCAGAAUGGUGGUGUGGAUGAUCCUGAUACGAAAAUAUAUGCUCGGGACGAACUUCUGGCUCGUUUACAGUAUGAGGCUGAACAGAUUGUUGAGAGGAGGACAACAUCAAUCACUAAUUCUACAAGCCGGUCAGACAAUCUUUCUGUAGGAGGAAAUAUGAAUGAAAAAUCGACAGGUAGUGUCAUGGUGGGAUUUGUUGGGUAUCCAAAUGUUGGAAAGAGCUCAACAAUUAAUGCUUUAGUUGGCCAAAAACGAGCAGGAGUUACCUCUACUCCUGGGAAGACAAAGCACUUCCAAACAUUGAUCAUUUCUGACAAGCUUACGCUAUGUGACUGCCCUGGCUUAGUGUUUCCUUCAUUUUCAAGCUCGAGAUACGAAAUGAUUGCUUAUGGAGUAUUGCCUAUUGAUCGAAUGACAGAGCAUAGAGAGGCUAUUCAGGUUGUUGCCGAUCGAGUCCCAAGGCAUGUGAUUGAGGAUGUGUACAAAAUCAAAUUGCCAAAACCAAAACCUUAUGAGCCACAAUCUCGACCACCCCUAGCAUCAGAACUUUUGAAAGCGUAUUGCAUCUCUCGUGGUUAUGUUGCAUCUAGUGGGCUGCCAGAUGAAACUAGAGCUUCCCGCCAAAUUUUGAAGGAUUACGUUGAUGGAAAGAUUCCCCACUUUGAAUUGCCCCCAGGAAUGUCCAAUGAGGAUCAUAUUCAGGUAGAAGAUGCUGGAACUCUCGAGCUCUCCUAUACACAUGAUUCAGACUCAGAUGAUGUUGAAGAUUCAAACGUGGAUGAUGAAAAUGCCCCUGGUUUUGAACAAGUGGUUGAUUAUCUUGAUUCAUUUGACCUGGCUAAUGGACUUGCCAAACCAAAUAUCAAUGAAAAGAAGCCUAAGGCAUCUCAUAAACACCACAAGAAGCCACAGAGAAAGAAGGAUAGAUCAUGGCGGAUCGGAAAUGAUGGUGGCGAUGGUAUGCCUGCAGUGAGAGUCUUGCAGAAGCCAAUAAACUCAGGCCCCCUGAAAGUAGUUCCAUGAGGUUAGUUGAUGUAUCUAUAUGAACUUUCGAGGCUGAGUUUUGCAUCUUAUUAAUUUAGAAACAUUCAAGGGAAAGAGAAACAAGUCAACAAAAAUGGAAAUCACAUAAACAAGGAUUUGUAUUUUUCUUAAGUUCAACCGUGUGUAUAUUAUUACAUCUUUCACGGGUUGUGAAAUUUAUUAUAGGUCAUACGAAGUUUAUUUUUUUAUUUUAUUUUUUUUCUUUUUUGAAUGUUACACUUUUAAUAGGUUUUUUGUGAUCUCUAGCAAUUUUCUGGAUGAAGAAAGAGCUCUCGCUCUCUCUACUUUGAAGGAAGGAAAAACAUUCCCACUUUUUGGAGGGGAUUCUGAGGA